ACGAUGUAUUAUUAAUGCUGAUACUAGUUUCACAAUUAGUAGAGGAGGCAUUUUUAAUAUUGAUGGAAUCCAGGGGAAACUAUUCUUACGAGCGUACUCAGGGUGCACCGUUUUUACUGGUUUGCACGAGUCAUACGGCAACUUCAAUAGAAAUAUUGACUAUUGACAUCACUAGUAAUACAACAUGA
Molecule: messenger RNA, 188 nt
Organism: Ambispora leptoticha
Lineage: Eukaryota; Fungi; Glomeromycota; Glomeromycetes; Archaeosporales; Ambisporaceae
Source: the annotation of a GenBank genome assembly